AUGGGCAGAAGAAACUCGGAGAAGACGCCGCUGCUGUCCGCGGCGGAUUAUCGUCGCAAAAGCUCGUCGAGCAGCUCGUCCUCAUUAGAUGAAACAAGUUCAGUGGAGGUUUCCAAUUAUGGACUAUUCCAUUACACAACCGGAUUAGAUUAUGUCCUGCUCAUUGUCGGAUCUCUUGCUGCUUUCAUUCACGGAGCCGGAUUUCCUCUUUUAGCCAUCGUACUCGGUGGAAUGACGAGCACAUUUUUGAGAGCUCAAAACUCGGAAUUUGUUGUUGGCGUCGGAAAAUCGAAUCCGGAUGGAUUGCCGCCGAUCACACGAGAGGAGUUCAACGCCGAAGUCUCGCGCUACUGCAUUUACUAUUUGGUGCUUGGAGUCGCCAUGUUCAUCACGUCGCACAUUCAGAUUGCUGGCUUCGAAUUGUAUGCCGAACGACUUGUCCACCGAUUGCGGCAGAAUUAUCUUCGCGCAAUUCUCAGGCAACAAAUCGAAUGGUUCGAUAAACAGCAAACCGGAAAUUUAACUGCUAGACUUACUGACGAUUUGGAGCGUGUCCGCGAAGGUCUCGGUGAUAAAUUGGCUUUGCUCGUCCAAAUGUUUUCAGCUUUCAUCGCCGGCUAUGCAAUUGGAUUCUUCUACAGCUGGUCGAUGACACUUGUCAUGAUGGGAUUCGCGCCGUUGAUUGUUCUUUCCGGCGCCUGGAUGAGCCGCAACAUGGCGACUCGAACUCGUGUUGAGCAAGAGACGUAUGCGGUGGCUGGAGCGAUUGCCGAAGAGACGUUUUCGUCGAUUCGAACGGUUCAUUCGCUGAACGGACAUAAAAGGGAAUUGGAGAGAUUCGAGAAUGCGUUGGAAGUUGGCCGCAAAACUGGACUUGUCAAAUAUUUCUAUAUGGGAUGCGGAGUUGGAUUCAGCAAUUUCUGCACAUAUGCAUCCUAUGCGUUGGCAUUUUGGUACGGCGGCACACUGAUCAUCAACGAUCCGACGUUCGAUCGCGGUCUCAUUUUCACCGUCUUCUUCGCUGUCAUGUCCGGCUCAACUGCUCUUGGCGGCGCUCUGCCGCAUUUGGGUAGUUUGGCUGUAGCUCGCGGAGCAGCAACUUCGGUGCUCAAAACGAUUAACUCGACGCCGAAAAUUGAUCCGUAUUCGCUGGAAGGACUCGUUCUCACUGAAGUCAAAGGAGAUAUUCAACUGGAAAAUGUUCAUUUCAGAUAUCCAUCUCGCAAGCAUAUCCAGGUGUUGAAAGGAAUAAGUCUUGAAGCGAAAGCUGGCCAAAAAAUUGCGUUGGUUGGUUCAAGUGGCUGUGGUAAAUCGACAAUUAUCAACUUACUCCUACGAUUCUAUGAUCCGACGAAAGGAAAGGUGACGAUUGAUGGGAUUGACUUGAAAGAGAUCAACGUUCACAGUCUUCGCGAUCAAAUUGGAAUUGUCAGUCAAGAGCCCGUGCUUUUCGAUGGCACACUAUUCGAGAAUAUCAAAAUGGGAAACGAGAAUGCGACCUACGAACAGGUGGUUGAGGCGUGCAAAAUGGCAAAUGCUGCUGAGUUCAUCAAAAAGCUUCCCGAGGGUUACGGUACUCGUGUUGGCGAGAAAGGAGUUCAAUUGAGCGGCGGACAAAAACAACGAAUUGCGAUCGCCCGAGCUCUCAUCAAAAAUCCAAAAAUUCUUCUCCUCGAUGAAGCUACGUCGGCUCUUGAUACUGAGGCCGAGACUGAAGUGCAAGCGGCACUUGACAAGGCCCAAUCGGGACGAACGACAAUUACCGUAGCUCAUCGAUUGUCAACGAUUCGAAACGUCGACAAAAUUUUUGUUUUUGACAAGGGGCAAAUUGUCGAAUGCGGAAGUCACGAGGAGCUGAUGAAAAAGGAGGGGGUCUUCUUCAAUAUGACUCAAGCACAAGUGGUCAGAGCACAACAAAAACAAGCGACAAAAGAAAUCGAUGAUUCAUUAUCGAUUGCUCAAUCUCAUGCGAGUCGCAAAUCAUCGACUAAAAGUGCACUUUCUUUGGCAACAUCCAUUCGUUUUCUUGAAGAAGAAGUUGAGGAGCUUCAUGCGGCACCCACACCGAUUUCAAAGAUUUUCGCUUACAAUCGCGACAAACUCGGCUUUCUCAUUGGAGGAUUCUGCGGAGCUGCGAUCUUCGGUGGAGUCACACCUAUUUUCGCUCUCAUCUACGCCGAGAUUUUCAACGUUUACGCGGAGCCUGUUGAGCAAAUGAAAACCGACGUGCUAUUCUGGUGCGGAAUGUUCCUCGUGAUGGGCGCCCUCUUCUUCAUCGGAUUCUUCAUUUCGGCGAAUUGUCUCGGACGAUGCGGAGAAUCAUUGACGAAGAAACUGCGAUUCGACGCAUUCCAUAAUCUUCUUCGACAGGAUAUCGCCUUCUAUGACGACAAUCGGCAUGGAACUGGAAAAUUGUGCACCCGAUUUGCCACAGACGCGCCAAAUGUUCGCUAUGUGUUCACCCGACUUCCGGUCGUCGUCUCAUCGCUCGUCACUGUAGUCGGAGCAAUCGCAAUCGGAUUUGCAUACGGCUGGCAAUUGACUUCGGUGCUUAUCAUCAUGGUCCCACUGAUUAUUCUCAGCGGAUACUUUGAAAUGCAAAUGAGAUUCGGAAAACAAGUGCGCGACACUGAGCUUCUCGAAGAAGCUGGCAAGGUUGCCACACAGGCUGUCGAGAAUAUUCGGACGGUUCACGCUUUGAACAGACAGGAGCAGUUCCAUUUCACAUAUUGCGAAUACCUCAAGGAGCACUACAAAACGAAUAUGAGACAUGCGCAGACAUACGGAGUCGUGUUCGCCUUCUCGCAGUCGCUCAUCUUCUUCAUGUACGCCGUCGCGUUCUGGCUCGGAUCGAUCUUCGUUAACAACGGCCAAAUGCAGCCGAUUGAUGUUUACAGGGUCUUCUUCGCCAUUUCCUUCUGCGGACAAAUGGUCGGCAAUCUUUCGUCGUUCAUUCCUGACGUCGUCAAAGCCCGUCUUGCCGCUUCGCUGUUGUUCUAUCUCAUCGAGCAUCCAACCCAAAUUAAUUCGCUUUCGAAAGCGGGAGUCAUCAAGCCGAUUUCUGGGAACAUUUCGAUUCGGAACAUUCAUUUCAAUUAUCCAACUCGACGCGAAACCAAAGUUCUUCAAGGCUUCUCAUUGGAGAUUAAACCUGGCCAAACAGUUGCUUUGGUCGGACAUUCGGGAUGUGGAAAAAGUACAAUAAUGGCUCUAUUGGAACGAUUUUAUAAUGCCGAUAAAGGAAUUAUUAUGGUGGAUGGCGACAAUAUCAAGAAUUUGAACAUCGGCUCGCUUCGCACUCAAAUGUGCAUUGUGAGCCAAGAGCCCACACUAUUCGAUUGUACAAUUGGCGAGAACAUUUGCUAUGGAUUGAGCCGAAAUGUGACAUAUCAAGAGAUGACCGAUGCCGCCAAAAUGGCGAAUAUUCAUGAUUUCAUUUUAGGAUUGCCUGAGGGAUACGAUACGCAUGUGGGAGAGAAAGGAACUCAACUCUCCGGGGGUCAAAAGCAACGAAUCGCAAUUGCGAGAGCCCUUAUCCGAUCACCAUCAGUCCUUCUUUUGGAUGAAGCUACAAGUGCAUUGGACACGGAAAGUGAAAGGAUGGUACAAGACGCUCUAGAUGCUGCCAAGAAGGGAAGAACGUGCCUCGUGAUUGCUCACCGAUUGAGCACAAUCCAAAACAGUGAUGUGAUCGCGGUGGUUAGCGAGGGAAAGAUUGUCGACAAAGGAACACACGAUCAACUGAUUCAAACUAGUCCAAUUUAUCAGAAGUUGUGCGAAACCCAGCGAAUCGUCGAAUCUCAAUAA
Caenorhabditis bovis is the source of this 3807-nucleotide messenger RNA. Lineage: Eukaryota; Metazoa; Nematoda; Chromadorea; Rhabditida; Rhabditidae. The record is from the annotation of a GenBank genome assembly.